Molecule: messenger RNA, 291 nt
Organism: Penicillium cosmopolitanum
Lineage: Eukaryota; Fungi; Ascomycota; Eurotiomycetes; Eurotiales; Aspergillaceae
Exons: 2
Coding region: 1-291 (96 amino acids)
Source: RefSeq, a predicted model, not a curated record
AUGCCCAUCACAAUGGGGACUCCCGUCUCGUUCCGCCAUCGUGGAGGUGAAGGGACCCUCGUGCCAGUUUCCCGCGAUGUGCACGGUAACCCCAGUCGCAUGGCUAGCGCAGAGGUUAGCGUGCCACAGCUGGAUCGUCUUAUUGACUUUGGGCCCGCGAAUGGAGUCCGUCAAGCCACUCCCAGCAAUUGGAAACACUGGGUACUCUCAUCGGGUGGAGUCCGUGGCCAUAUUAUGGAGUCUAUGCCUCAAGACUGGAGAGACCGCCGUAUCCAUAUCAUCUCGUUCUAA